CCCAAUGUGACCACAGCUGUUCCCGUCUCCAAUGUGACCACACUUCCUCCUGUCGCCAACGUUACUACAGCUGCCCCAGCCUCCAAUAUAACUUCAGUUGUUCCAGUCAACAGAGCAGCCACAGCAGGAGUGAGUCACGGUCUCCCAGCUGUCGUCACGGCCCCUCCUCAAGUGGCCGCCCAGUGCCCCUACACGCCGGGGCCGAUCCCUCUGCUGCUGCCCAACCCCGUCGACUGCGGCUCCUUCUACAUGUGCAGCUGGUACGGGACGGCCCUGUUGCAGCACUGUCCUCCUGUGCUCCACUUUAACGCCAAACUGCAGGUGUGUGAUUCUCCUGAACACGCCAACUGUAUCGAAAGAACCACAGCUGCUCAUGUCUCCAGCACCACUACUGCUGCCCCAGGUUACAAUGGGACCACAGCUGUUCCCGUCUCAAAUGUGACCACAGCUGUUCCGAUCUCCAAUGGGACCACAUUAUGAUAAAACCAGUCCCAGUCCCAAUAUGGCCACAUCUAUUUCGGAUCGCAUUAUAACAGCUGUUCUUCUAGUCAUCAAUACAAUCACACAGAUUCUAAACGCCAGUACUAUAGCAUUUAUUCGAAGUUUUGGUAGAACUAAAAGAUUUUCUACUUUGUUAUCCAUCUAUCACUGGUGUCUUCUUUUUUUCAAUAAAUUUCUUAAAAACACAUCUUUCGUCGAUUAUUAUACAAUUUACACAACUUUGGAAAUUAUACAUCUGAAGAGUAAAUGAAACAUUAAAAUCGUCUUGCAAAACUAGAGCUACAUAAGAGGAAAAUUAAAUGUACUUACGGUAAGACCACUAUAGGGUAAAUAAUGAAGGCUGAUAUUGAAAAGAAAUUCUUAGCAAAGAAAGAUUAAGACUACUGAAUUAAGGAAUGAAAGACCGCAAUAGUUUAAAAUAUUGUUUUGGAAUUAUGAAACAAGCCAUUGAAUUACCCUGGCAACAGAAUCUAGACUUGAUACGUGACAAUAUAUAUGCAUAUAUAUUGCGAGUGUGUGUCUGCCCGCUUCUCAUGCAGUCAUGUCAUGGUGAGUGCCAUACUCGGUGAAAUGAAACAGUGAUGCUUUGUGAGAUAACUAUGUAUGACGGUCAAAAUGCAUAAAGCCUGUAAUUUCUUAUAUCUUAAUAAUUCGAAGACGACGCCACAGAAACACUAGUCAUCUACCCAAGCACCUAUUAUCGGCAAAGCGACCUGACCUGACUUCCCAAUAAAUGAUUAAUGGUUCAAAAUAAUAAUAAGAUAAAUGUGUUAAACAUCAAAGAUAAUAUUGCGCUAUAGGAGACCACAGAAUCGAAAAGGCUUCCCACCAACGGAAGCCCCGAGAGGAGUUCUCCAGCCAGCGACCUCCUGCGCUGGGUCCCGGCCACGCCACAGCUCACACUGCCUGCAUUAUUCAUCCCUAUGUAUUUUUCUCUCUGUUCUUAUAACACCAAUGAAGAGCCGAAGCCCAGUUACUUUAAUCUUGUGCUAUUCAUUCUUGUAUAGUGCACUCUGUGAUCUUAUAACACCAAUAAAGAGUAAAGUCCGUAUAGCCUAUCAUUGUUUCCAGUAGUCAGUUAAGAGGCUCUGUAAUAACAAUCAAAGCAUCUUACAAUACGCCGUGAUGACUGGUCCGA
This is a messenger RNA of Penaeus vannamei (Pacific white shrimp), 1639 nucleotides long. Lineage: Eukaryota; Metazoa; Arthropoda; Malacostraca; Decapoda; Penaeidae. The record is from RefSeq and is a predicted model, not a curated record.